CCCCAGUCCCGCCCGCCGCAGCUCCGCCGGGCCAGCUGCUGCGCCCGGCUGCCGGCGCGCCCCGUCCGGGAUGGGGCGCCUGGACGCCUGAGUCGCCGCGGUUCGGCGCGACCUCCGCGCGGGGGGAAGGAGCCGGCGUCGCGCGGCCGCGCUAGCAUGGAGGCGCUCGGCGGCAGCGAGCCCAGCGGCGAUGGAGCCGGGGAUGGUGCCCACCAGGACUCCAGGGGCCCUGGCGCCGCUGCGCCCAGCUCCGGCCCCGGCCCGUGCGCGGCCGCCAGGGAGUCCGAGCGCCAGCUGCGCCUCCGCCUGUGCGUCCUCAACGAGAUCUUGGGCACCGAGCGGGACUACGUGGGCACCUUGCGCUUCCUGCAGUCGGCGUUCCUGCACCGCAUCCGGCAGAAUGUGGCGGACUCCGUGGAGAAGGGUCUCACAGAGGAGAAUGUCAAGGUCCUGUUCUCCAACAUCGAGGACAUCCUGGAAGUCCACAAGGAUUUCCUGGCCGCCUUGGAGUACUGCCUGCAGCCGGAGCCUCAGUCUCAGCACGAGCUUGGCAACGUUUUCUUGAAGUUCAAGGACAAGUUCUGCGUGUACGAGGAGUAUUGCAGCAACCACGAGAAGGCCCUGAGGCUGCUGGUGGAGCUGAACAAGAUCCCCACCGUGCGCGCCUUCCUGCUGAGCUGUAUGCUCCUGGGCGGCCGGAAGACCACGGACAUCCCCCUGGAGGGCUACCUGCUAUCCCCGAUCCAGAGGAUCUGCAAGUACCCGCUGCUCCUCAAGGAGCUGGCCAAGAGGACGCCUGGGAAGCACCCGGACCACCCCGCAGUCCAGAGCGCCCUGCAGGCCAUGAAGACCGUGUGCUCCAACAUCAAUGAGACCAAGCGGCAGAUGGAGAAGCUGGAGGCCCUGGAGCAGCUGCAGUCGCACAUCGAGGGCUGGGAGGGCUCCAACCUCACGGACAUCUGCACCCAGCUCCUCCUGCAAGGCACGCUGCUGAAAAUCUCCGCGGGCAACAUCCAGGAGCGGGCCUUCUUCCUCUUCGACAACCUCCUGGUCUACUGCAAGCGGAAGUCCAGGGUCACCGGGAGCAAGAAGUCCACCAAGAGGACCAAGUCCAUCAACGGCUCCCUCUACAUCUUCAGGGGUCGCAUCAACACGGAAGUCAUGGAGGUGGAGAACGUGGAGGAUGGAACAGCUGAUUACCACAGCAAUGGCUACACUGUCACCAACGGCUGGAAGAUCCACAACACUGCCAAGAACAAGUGGUUCGUCUGCAUGGCCAAGACAGCAGAGGAGAAGCAGAAGUGGCUGGACGCCAUCAUCCGCGAGCGAGAGCAGCGCGAGAGCCUCAAGCUGGGCAUGGAGCGGGACGCGUACGUGAUGAUCGCGGAGAAGGGCGAGAAGCUCUACCACCUGAUGAUGAGCAGGAAGGUGAGCCUGAUCAAGGACCGGCGGAGAAAGCUGAGCACCGUGCCCAAGUGCUUCCUCGGCAAUGAGUUUGUUGCCUGGCUCCUGGAGAUCGGCGAAAUCAGCAAGACGGAGGAAGGGGUCAACCUGGGCCAAGCCCUACUGGAGAAUGGCAUCAUCCACCACGUUUCCGACAAGCACCAGUUCAAGAAUGAACAGGUGAUGUACCGCUUCCGCUACGACGACGGCACCUACAAGGCACGGAGCGAGCUGGAGGAUGUCACAUCCAAGGGCGUGAGGCUGUAUUGCCGCCUUCACAGCCUCUACACCCCGGUGAUCAAAGACCGCGACUACCACCUGAAGACCUACAAGUCGGUGCUUCCCGGGAGCAAGCUGGUGGACUGGCUGCUGGCGCAGGGAGAUUGCCAGACGCGGGAGGAGGCUGUGGCGCUGGGCGUGGGCCUGUGCAACAACGGCUUCAUGCACCACGUGCUAGAGAAGAGCGAGUUCAAGGACGAGUCCCAGUACUUCCGCUUCCACGCCGACGAGGAGAUGGAGGGAACCAGCAGCAGGAACAAGCAGCUCCGCAACGACUUCCGGCUGCUGGAGAACAUUCUGGCCAAGCGCCUGCUGAUCCUGCCCCAGGAGGAGGACUACGGCUUCGACAUCGAGGAGAAGAACAAGGCUGUGGUGGUGAAGUCGGUGCAGAAGGGCUCACUGGCCGAGAUGGCCGGCCUGCAGGCGGGGCGCAAGAUCUACUCCAUCAACGAGGACCUGGUGUGCCUGCGGCCCUUCUCCGAGGUAGAGGCUGUGCUCAACCAGUCCUUCUGCUGUCGCCGCCCGCUGCGCCUCCUGGUGGCCACCAAGGCCAAAGAGAUCAUCAAGGUCCCCGACCAGCCAGAUGCACUGUGCUUCCAGAUCCGUGGGGCCGCCCCGCCCUACGUCUACGCCGUGGGGAGAGGCUCAGAGGCGGCGGCCGCGGGGCUGUGCGCUGGCCAGUGCGUGCUGAAGGUGGAUGGCGGCAGCGUGGCGAGCGCCGGCGCCCCCGCCGUGCUGGAGCACUUCCAGGCCUUCCGCAGCCGGCGCCACGAGGCCCUGGGCCUGUACCAGUGGAUCUACCAUACCCACGAGGAUGCCCAGGAGGCCCGAGCCAGCCCCGAGGCCCCCAGCGAGGAUCCCAGGGGCGAGGAAGACCAGCCUGCCUCAGCCUGCCUUCUGCUGUCCCUGGGCCCCCAGCUGAGCCUGCGUGAGGACAGCCCCGUGGUCAGCCUGACGGUGGACAACAUGCACCUGGAGCACGGUGUGCUGUACGAAUACGUGAGCACAGCGGGCAUCAAGUGCCACGUGCUGGAGCGCGUCGUGGAGCCCCGUGGCUGCUUCAGCCUUGCGGCCAAGGUGCUGGAGGCCUUUGCGGCCGACGACAGCGUCUUUGUGCAGAACUGCGGGCGGCUCAUGGCCCUGGGCAGUGCCAUGGUGACCAUGCCGCACUACGAGUUCCGGCACAUCUGUGACACCAAGCUGGAGAGCAUCAGCCAGAGGGUGGCCUGCUACCGGGAGUUCGCAGCUCAGCUGAGGAGCAGGGUCAGCCCAGCCUUCAAACAGGCGCCCCUGGAACCCCACCCACUGUGUGGCCUGGACUUCUGCCCCACCAACUGUCACAUCAACCUCAUGGACGUGUCCUACCCCAAGAGCACGCCCUGCAUCGGCCGGUCCUUCAGCAUCCGCUUCGGGCGCAAGCCCUCCCUCAUUGGUCUCGACCCAGAACAAGGUCACCUGAACCCCAUGUCCUACACCCAGCACUGCAUCACCACCAUGGCUGCCCCGUCCUGGAAGUGCCUGCCUCCUGCGGACAGGGACUCCGAAGGCCAGGGUCUCGGUGACCCCAGCGGGGCCCCUGGCCAGGAAGACCGGGGCCUGAGCUUCCUGCUCAGGCAGGAGGACCGGGAGACCCAGGACGCCUACCUGCAGCUCUUCACCCGGCUGGGCGUGGCCCUGAAGGAGAUGAAGCAGUAUGUCACCCAGAUCGACAGGCUGCUGUCCACCAUCACGGAGCCCACGGUGGGCGGGGCCUGCGAGCCACCCUCAGCUGAGGAGGCCUCCUCGUCCCCGCUAGUCGGCGAGGAGAGCGAGCUGGACAGGAGUGACCACGGGGGCAUCAAGAAGGUGUGCUUCAAGGUGUCCGGGGAGGAGCAAGAGGACUCAGGCCACGACACCAUGAGCUACCGCGACUCCUACAGCGAGUGUAACAGCAACCGGGACUCAGUCCUGUCCUACACCAGUGUGAGAAGUAACAGCUCCUACCUGGGCAGCGACGAGAUGGGCUCCGGGGACGAGCUGCCCUGUGACAUGCGCAUCCCCUCGGACAAGCAGGACAAGCUGCACGGCUGCCUGGAGCAUCUCUUUAACCAGGUGGACGCCAUCAACGCGCUGCUCAAGAGCCCGGUGAUGAGCAGGGCCUUCGAGGAGACCAGGCACUUCCCCAUGGACCACAGCUUACAAGAGUUCAAGCAGAAAGAAGAGUGCACGAUCCGUGGCCGGAGCCUGAUCCAGAUCAGCAUCCAGGAGGACCCCUGGAACCUCCCCAGCUCCAUCAAGACCCUGGUGGACAACAUCCAGAGAUACGUGGAAGAUGGAAAGAACCAGCUGCUCCUGGCCUUGCUGAAGUGCGCAGACACGGAGCUGCAGCCACGCAGGGACGCCGUCUUCUGCCAGGCCCUGGUGGCCGCCGUGUGCACCUUCUCCGAGCAGCUGCUGGCGGCCCUGAGCUACCGCUACAACAACAACGGCGAGUAUGACGAGAGCAGCCGCGACGCCAGCCGCAAGUGGCUGGAGCAGGUGGCCGCCACGGGUGUCCUGCUGCACUGCCAGUCCCUGCUGGCGCCCGCUGCUGUGAGGGAGGAGCGGACCAUGCUGGAGGACAUCCGGGUGGCCCUGUCAGAGCUGGACAACGUCACCUUCGCCUUCAAGCAGCUGGACGAGAACUACGUGGCCAACUCCAGCGUCUUCUACCACAUUGAAGGCAGCCGGCAGGCACUGCGGGUCAUCUUCCACCUGGACAGCUACCACUUCUCCAAGCUGCCCUCGCGCCUGGAGAGCGGGGCCAGCCUGCGGCUGCACACGGUGCUCUUCACUCGAGCUCUGGAGGGGGUGGAGGGAGCGCCUCCUCCAGGCUGCCAGGCUGCGGAAGAUCUGCAGCAAGAGAUCAACGCACAGUCCCUGGAGAAAGCUCAGCAGUACUACCGCAAGCUCAGGUACCCACCCCGGGGCCCCCGUCUUGGCAGGAGGGGCUGUGGGGAGCAGGAGACCGUGGGUGUGGACGGCGAGUUCCCUCUGGGCACCAAGGGCCACAGUGCCUGUGGCUGCCUGGGCUCCACGGGUGGGGCGGGGAGGGCGGGAGGUCCCUGGAUCCCCAGCGUCUCCGUCGCCCCCUACAGGAGCACCCUGAGUGUGUCCCUGGAGCAGGCGGCCAUCCUGGCGCGGAGCCACGGGCUGCUGCCCAAGUGCAUCAUGCAGGCCACCGACAUCAUGAGGAAGCAGGGCCCCAGGGUGGAGAUCCUAGCCAAAAACCUCCGCGUCCAGGACCAGAUGCCGCAGGGUGCGCCACGGUGAGUAGCCCCACCCUCC
Messenger RNA from Oryctolagus cuniculus (rabbit), 5028 nucleotides. NCBI's taxonomy places the organism in Eukaryota, Metazoa, Chordata, Mammalia, Lagomorpha, Leporidae. The record is from RefSeq and is a predicted model, not a curated record.